Molecule: messenger RNA, 2076 nt
Organism: Vombatus ursinus (common wombat)
Lineage: Eukaryota; Metazoa; Chordata; Mammalia; Diprotodontia; Vombatidae
Gene: ZMYND10
Product: zinc finger MYND-type containing 10
Exons: 13
Coding region: 82-1527 (481 amino acids)
Biological process (GO): inner dynein arm assembly; motile cilium assembly; outer dynein arm assembly
Cellular component (GO): centriolar satellite; cytoplasm
Source: RefSeq, a predicted model, not a curated record
AACUACUGAGCGCCCCAAGCACGGCGCCGCGAGACGGCUGAAUGGUGUUCGGACUUGCUUCCGUCCCACCACAGCCCGAGGAUGGGGGACUUGGAGGUGCUGCUGCACGGAGAGGCCGAGGCCCUGGUGCAGGCCCUGCAGAGCUUCCCACUGUGGGAGAUGGGAUCCCAGGGGUGGUGUCAGCAGCAUGAACAGCUGGAGAAGUUGAAUAUGCAGGCCAUCCUGGAUGCCUCAUCCAGCCAGGGAGAGCCCAUCCAGGAGCUGCUGGUCACCCAUGGCAAGAUCCCGACUCUAAUCGAGGAGCUGAUUUCUGUGGAGAUGUGGAAGCAGAAGGUGUUCCCCAUUCUGUGCAAGCUAGAAGAUUUCAAACCCCAUAACACCUUUCCUAUUUACAUGGUGGUGCACCACGAGGCCUCCGUCAUCAACCUUCUGGAGACUGUCUUCUUCCACAAGCCCUGCCGACUUUGCCCCAGGCCCCCUGACUGCUUGCUGGCUCCUUACCUGACCCCAGCUUCCUGGGCUGGGACUUCUGGGCCAAGUGAAAAGAGCACAGACACUGAAGUAUGUGACUCAGCCGAGGACUCCAUUUUGGACUUGAUUGACUAUUGUCACCGAAAGCUGACCCUCCUGGUGGCCCAGAACAGCUCUGGAGGCUUCUCAGUGCCUGAAGGAGAGUUUGAGCUUUCACCUCUGCAGGAGCUGCAGAAGCAGGCCCAAACCAUGGAGUUUGCGAUCUCUCUGAAGGCCCUUUCUGUGCUGCGCUACAUCACGGACAGUGUGGACAGCCUGUCUCUGAGCACCCUGACCCGUAUGCUGAGCACCCACAAUCUGCCUUGCCUCCUGGUGGAGCUGCUGGAAAACAGCCCCUGGUAUGGCCAGGAAGGAGGCCAGCUGAAGAGGUUUGAGGGGGGCAGGUGGCAAAUAGUGACCGCCAAGGACUAUCCGAAACUGACCAAGAUAGAUGGGCAGGUGUGGAUCGCCCUGUACAACCUGCUGCUCAACCCUCAAUGCCAGGCCAAGUAUAACCUCACUGGCUUCAACAAGAACCAGCUCCUUAGGCUCCGGGCCUUGCUCACUGACAUCCUGCUGGACCAGAUCCCCAACCUGGUGGAGCUACAGCGCUUCCUGAGCCACCUGGCACUCACUGAGCCCCACCCUCCCAAAAAGGACCUGGUGAUGGAGCAGAUCCCAGAAAUCUGGAGCCAGCUAGAGAGGAAGAACGGGGGCAAGUGGCAGGCCAUUGCAAAAUACCAACUGAAGCACAUCUUUAGCCCCUCUGAGCAGGAGCUUCGUCUGCAGGCCAGAAGGUGGGCAGAGACCUACAAGCUGGAUGUGAUAGAGGCACUGAACCCUGAGAAGCCCAAGUGUGCCUCCUGCAAUGCUGAGGCCUCCAAGCGAUGCUCUCGCUGCCAGAAUGAGUGGUACUGUAAGCGGGAAUGCCAGGUAAAACACUGGCAGAAGCACCGAAAAUCCUGUGACUUAAUGGCCAAGUCGAUGGACAGUGUGAAGGAGGAGGUCAAAGCCUAGUAGUAGCUGCUGCUCAUUUACCCUCGUGGUAUCCCAUCAUGCCAAGCCCCCACCUACCCAAGGCCCCAGAGUGCCCCACUAUUCUAGUUAUUCUAGUGCCCCUCCCCCACACACACACCCUAGCACGCCAGGCCAGACCGGUCCACAGACUCCCACAUCAGGCAGAGGCCACUGCUUGCUCUCUGCCCUUCCUGGUCUGAAUCCCUGGUAACCCAUUCAUUCUUGCCUAGCCCUGCAGCUCCAAACGUGUGCCUCAGCUCUCAGGACAGUCCAGACUACAUGAGUCUGGGACAGAGGAGGGUUCCUUCGAUUCUUGGGAGCUGGGGCUGGGUACUUCCGGAGAUCCUUCCCCCUUCCUUCUUGCCCUGGGGAAGGGGGAGGGGGAAUUCUAGAGAGGGUGAGUCCUCACAGGGACCUAGAGAAAGGAGGGAGUAAGGUCGAGUUGCUGAGACUUCCCUCCCCUUUCUGAGAGUCUGUGGCAGGAUAGUGCGGAUGUGGGGUACCUUCUUCCUCUCUGUAAAGCACAGUAAAUGCUUUCUUUUGAGAAAA